Molecule: messenger RNA, 1470 nt
Organism: Bactrocera dorsalis (oriental fruit fly)
Lineage: Eukaryota; Metazoa; Arthropoda; Insecta; Diptera; Tephritidae
Product: farnesol dehydrogenase-like
Exons: 4
Coding region: 628-1374 (248 amino acids)
Source: RefSeq, a predicted model, not a curated record
UAACCCGCAAAACUAAUAAUAAAUAAAUCAAAAUAAGCUCUGAGAGUAUUUGACGCAGAACCCGCCAGGAGAAGCUGAGGAAGAUGAAGACCUCCACACUGCCGGAAAGACCAGGUGGAGAAAGACCUGGCUAUACUUGAAAUCUCCAAUCGGCGCCAAAAAGUUUACAGAAAAUGCAGUCAAAGUCGGUCUCGGUAUCGUACAGUUGUUUUAGUGAGAUUUCGAAUGGAACGGGCAAUUAAAUUUGUAUGGCUCUCUAUGUACACUUCUCUGGACUACUUACUUUAUUGUUUAUCAUUAUAUUAUAUACAAGAAUAACAAUAAUUAUCAGUUAGCCGCGUGCCUUGGUAAUCAUUCAUAAUUAUUUUAUUUACAUUGUGGUUUUUUUGAACCGAAUUCUAAAAGCACUUAAGAACUCAGAGUGAGAUAACUAUGUAUACUAUAUGCCAAAUUUUCGUGAGUAUGCUCAGUUAAUUUUUGCAUUCUCUAAUUCAGCCCUCUUUUUGCUAGCUUGUUGAAUUGGCUAUAAAUCUCGUAUGCCGAUUCGUAGAACAUUCAGUCUAACACAACUUACUAACCGUACAGAACGGUCCUACAAAAGUCAAUACAACGCAAAAACUCAUAGAAAUGGAACGUUGGCAGAAUCGAGUUGCUGUAGUCACUGGCGCCAGUUCGGGCAUUGGCGCGGCUAUUGUGAAAUAUCUCGCUAAUAACGGUAUGGUGACUGUCGGUUUGGCGCGACGCAAAGAACGUAUCGAAGCCCUGCGCGACGAAGUGCAAAACGAGGCAAAACAACGCAUACAUGCGAUUAAAUGCGAUAUACGGGAUGAAGCUGAUGUGAUAGCCGCCUUCAAAGAGAUCGAAAGCAAGUAUGGACCGGUGGCGGUGCUGGUUAACAAUGCCGGCAUUGUGCGUUAUGGCGAUAUGUUGAAAGAAGGCAACUCACAAGAUAUACGCGAUGUGAUCGAUACAAAUGUGUUUGGUGUUGUGUGGAGCACUCGUGAGGCUUUCCGUUCGAUGAAGGCUCAGGGUGCUGAUGGUCAUGUCUUUCUCAUCAAUAGUGUUGCAGGGCAUAUGAUACCGAAUAUACCGAAUACCUCUUUAAAUAUUUAUCCACCUUCAAAACAUGCGGUCACCGCCAUGACAGAGAUCUACCGCCAGGAGCUUCUUAAUAAUAACACUAAAAUUAAGAUUACCAGCAUUAGUCCCGGCGCAGUGAAAACCGAGAUUAUGGGCGAGGAUCCACCUGAAAUGCCAGAUUUGGUAUUUUUGGCCUCCGAAGAUGUCGCUGAUGCAUUGAUCUAUUGUCUACAGACGCCACCGCACGUGCAGAUUCACGAAUUAACCAUAAAACCAGUCGGUGAAAAAUUCUAAGAUUGCCGGUAUUUAAACAGCAAUACACUUAUUAUACUUAUAUUUGUUAAAAACGAAAAUAUUAAAUAAUAAAACGAAGCUAAAGUUCAUUGGAAA